UAAGCGGCUGUUUAGCUACGUGACGCAUCCAGCGAUUAUUUGACUAAAACCGUAAAACACGUAUUUAAGCGUACAACGUGACAACGUAAACAAAACGGUGUCAAACGUGAAAAUUUACGUUAAAGUUAGAAAUACUACGGAGAGGAUAGUAGUUUUGUCGCGAUAAUGAGAGGCGUUUCUUCAUAUGGGGACAGAGACAGGGACCGUGGACGAGACAGGCCACGGUUUGGGGCCAUGAGCGGUCGCACUGGACCCCCACCAAUGAAGUUUGGGAAUCCAGGUGAGCGUCUCCGCAAGAAGAGGUGGAACCUGGACGAGCUGCCAAAAUUUGAGAAGAACUUCUACACUGAGCACCCUGAGGUCCAACGCAUGAGUCCGUAUGAAGUGGAAGAAUAUCGCAGAAAGAAGGAGAUCACCAUCAGAGGCUCUGGCUGUUCAAAGGCGAUCACUGCUUUUCACCAGGCGCAGUUUCCUCAGUAUGUGAUGGAUGUGCUGAUGCAGCAGAACUUCAAGGAGCCAACAGCGAUCCAGUCUCAGGGUUUCCCUGUGGCCCUGUGCGGCAGGGACAUGGUGGGGAUUGCACAGACGGGCUCCGGAAAGACGCUGGCUUAUCUUCUUCCUGCUAUUGUACACAUCAACCACCAGCCCUAUCUGGACAGGGGAGAUGGUCCAAUUUGUCUGGUCCUCGCCCCAACCAGAGAGCUGGCUCAGCAGGUUCAGCAAGUCGCAUAUGACUAUGGCAAGUCUUCCCGGAUAAAAAGCACCUGCGUCUAUGGUGGAGCACCCAAAGGACCACAGAUUCGAGACCUCGAGAGGGGUGUUGAGAUCUGUAUUGCCACACCUGGCCGCCUCAUUGACUUCUUGGAGGCUGGGAAAACGAACCUGCGGCGCUGCACCUACCUAGUGCUGGAUGAGGCUGACCGCAUGCUGGACAUGGGCUUUGAGCCACAGAUUCGCAAGAUAGUUGAACAAAUCAGGCCUGACAGACAGACCCUGAUGUGGAGUGCAACCUGGCCGAAGGAUGUUCGGCAGCUUGCCGAGGACUUUCUAAAGGACUACAUCCAGAUUAAUAUUGGAGCUCUGGAGCUCAGUGCCAACCACAACAUCCUGCAGAUUGUUGAUGUCUGCAUGGAAACGGAAAAGGACCACAAACUUUUUCAGCUGAUGGAGGAGAUAAUGGCAGAAAAAGAGAACAAAACCAUCAUCUUUGUGGAGACUAAGAAGCGUUGUGAUGAUCUUACCAGGAGGAUGAGGCGGGACGGGUGGCCAGCCAUGUGUAUCCAUGGAGACAAGAGCCAGCCAGAAAGAGACUGGGUACUUGCAGAAUUUCGAAGUGGUAAAGCUCCUAUACUGAUUGCUACGGAUGUGGCUUCUCGUGGUCUGGAUGUGGAAGAUGUCAAGUUCGUCAUCAACUAUGACUAUCCCAGCUGCUCUGAGGAUUAUGUCCACCGUAUUGGACGUACGGCCCGCAGUACCAAAAAGGGCACCGCCUACACCUUCUUCACCCCAGGGAACUUGCGGCAGGCCCGAGACCUUGUCCGGGUUUUGACAGAGGCCCGGCAGGCCAUCAACCCUAAAUUGCUUCAGCUCGUGGACUCAGGGCGUGGUGGAGGAGGAGGGGGUGGCAGAAUGCGUUUCCAUGGCAGAAGCUCCAACAACCCAAACCUCAUGUACCAGGAGGAGUGUGAUCGGCGCAUGCGCCCUGGUGGUGGCAGCAGCAGUAAAGACAGCCGCAGCGGUUUCAGCCAUGACAGCCGCAACAGCCGUGAUGGAGACCGCUCCACUUCCUCCUCCUCUUCCUCCUACAGGGACAGAAGCCGGGAUCGCCGAAAUAGCUACAACUCUGGCUCAGAUCAGUACGAGAGUUACAGUGGCAGCGGGAGCUACAAUUCCCACAGCGGAGGCCAGUCUGGUGGAGGUGGAGGUCAGGAUCAAUCUAGUCAGCCGCAGGGUCAGUUUGGCCAGCCGCCGCUUCCUCCUCCUCUACCUACACAAUCAGGGGGGCUGCAGCCUCUGAUGGCUCAGCAGUUUGUUCCACCACCGCUCAUUGGCUUCAUUGGGCAACCGCCUUACGCUUUUCCUUCUCCACCCCCUCCUCCUCCAGGCCCUCCACCUCCCCGAAAGUAGAAUUGUAAAAAAAGAAGUGCGGAGUUAAUUUGCGCUGUUAGUAUGUUAACAGUGUAACUUUGUUUUUACUUUCCAAUUUGUGUCUAAGAAGCAGGAGUUUGCCAAGGCAUUUAUUUAAUUAGGUAAGGGCUUUAUUUUCUAUUUGUUUUUGAAUAUGCCCUGUGUGUGGAUUUAAAAUAUUCCUUUAGAAAAGGAAACCUAUGUACCAUGGAGGAACAACUUUGUUGUGGUUUAAUUUUAAACAAACCCAUCAGUGCAUUUCACCAGUUUGUUGUCCCUCUUUAGUUUAAGCAUUCCAAAGUCAAGGCUUUGUUUAAGUUCAAAAUCUGUGUCAUUUUGUUUGAGGGAACCAUUAUAAUUAUUGCAUUGAUUUUAGGUUUGUGUUAAAACACUAAAGCAAUGCUUCCAUGUUGUGGAUCUUCUCUUUUUUUCUAUUUUUUUUUGUAUGUGUAAUGGACUGUCACAAGAUUAAGAUACAUUUGUUCAUGCAUGCCUUUACUUUUACCUGCCCUGUAGUCAAAACUGAUGUUUCUUUUGACUGGUAGCUGUUUAACUCGCAUUUCAUUUUAAUGAGCAGAUCAGCUGAUGUAUUUUCAUGUUGAUUUUUGACUAAAUUGCAGUUUGUUGCUUGUUUCCUCUUUCAUUCAUUGUGUUCUUUUUAGUGUUUCUUAAAAAAUAAAGGAAUCAAAGCUU
This is a messenger RNA of Micropterus dolomieu (smallmouth bass), 2820 nucleotides long. Its product is annotated as probable ATP-dependent RNA helicase DDX17. Bases 166 to 2127 code for a protein of 653 amino acids. Gene Ontology annotation, biological process: alternative mRNA splicing, via spliceosome. Gene Ontology annotation, molecular function: RNA helicase activity; ATP binding; RNA binding. Lineage: Eukaryota; Metazoa; Chordata; Actinopteri; Centrarchiformes; Centrarchidae. The record is from RefSeq and is a predicted model, not a curated record. Gene Ontology annotation, cellular component: ribonucleoprotein complex; cytoplasm; nucleus. The transcript is spliced from 13 exons.